Bufo bufo (common toad) is the source of this 5709-nucleotide messenger RNA. RefSeq names its product nucleoporin 210 like (gene NUP210L). Bases 1 to 5709 code for a protein of 1902 amino acids. The transcript has 41 exons. NCBI's taxonomy places the organism in Eukaryota, Metazoa, Chordata, Amphibia, Anura, Bufonidae. The record is from RefSeq and is a predicted model, not a curated record. Gene Ontology annotation, cellular component: nuclear pore.
AUGAACAGCGUGUCAGCGAGCACUGAAAUCUCCGAACCUGAAACCGUACCGAAUAACCAUGUGUUUGUGACUGGAGACAUGAGAGCCCUCGUAUCAAUCUCGUUGUACACCACACUCUUCAUCGCUCUGCUAGUGACCACCGAGGCCUCCAGGUUGUCGGUUCCCAAAGUUCUUUUGCCCUUUUUCCCAGGGGUGGAGGUCCCUUUUACAAUUGAAGCUGGUGGAGGAUGCUAUACCUGGUACACCCACCACCCUGAGAUCAUCUCGGUGACACCAAUAUUUGAGAACAGCACCUUAUGCUCCCAGAAGGCCAUUUUAUCCUCUAAAGCAGAGCAACCCAAGCGCGUGACCACAGUGGUGAUCGCUGAGGAGAUAGUGACGGGACAGGUCUUGCGCUGUGAUGUCAUCGUUGAUCUGAUAGUGACAUUGGAGAUUGAAUCGCGGACUCGAGAGCUGUACGUGGAUGACGCUCCUGUGGAACUUACUGUUGUUGGGUUAGAUAAAGAAGGCAACACCUUCAGCAGUUUGGCUGGAAUCAACUUCCAGUGGACGGUGAUGAUGGACGAAUCUGCAGGAAUCCUCGAGCCGUCUACAAAAAUCAGGAUUCUGCGGUACACGGAGGCUCUCUACUACAUUCCCGAGUACAUAGCAUUGAUGGAGAAAGCUGGAAAACAGGGAGAUAUUGCUCUAGUGUCCGGUAUCAGCACCGGAUACAGUGCGGUCAAAGUACGGAUCGAGGCCGAAGUUUACAAGAACAUACCUGUUACCAGCAUACGCCUGCUGGUCCUGGAGAAGAUAUUUGUGACACCAUGCUGUGAGGUCCUCCUGUUACUUCAUGCUCGUGUCCACUUCCAGGUCAAGAGGCUGGUGGAGCGCAAAGUUACAGAGAUGGACCCACCUCUGAUUAGUUAUAUGGUGCAGCUGGAGAACCAGGUGGUAUUUCCAGGAGGGGACCCUGACUUGCCUGUGGCUGAUCUUGACGAAACGUCCCUUGUGGUGACGGCCGUACAGCUGGGCUGCACCAGCCUAAUCUUUGCACACAAGAAUAUUCUCAUGCCUGGUGGUUCCAGCCUUCCUAACUGCACGGUGUGUGUGGUGGAGCCGGGUUAUCUUGGGUUUUCCAUUCGUCCCGGAGAGCUCUGGAUUCUGGAGGUAGAGAAGUCGUAUGAAGUCAGCAUUGAGGUGUAUGAAAAGAUAAGCAGUCGCCGGGUCUAUCCCUCACAGAACCUGCGGAUCAGCGUUCAAUUUCCGCCCCAAUUCUUCAGUGUGAUAUUGUCCUCUGAAAACGGGUCAUACCAUGUGGUACGUGCCCUCCAUACUGGAACCACAAGCAUCAAUGCUUCCCUUACUGGUGUGGAUCCUCAGGAUUCACCAUUCUGGAUGUUUUUAAACCAAAUUUUCCAGGAACAAGAGGUAAAGAUAUUCUUACCCAUUACCCUGUCUCCCCAAACUGUGGCGUUCCCUGCUUACCCAAGAGACGCAUCCUAUAGAUACUUGGUAAAGGUGGCAGGAGGCAGCGGGAAUGUCUCCUGGUUAUCCACAAAUGAGAGUAUCGCAAGUGUUACCACCAGAGGCGUUGUCAUCACUAGACGAGACCCCGGCCACUGUAUGGUCCAAGCCAGUGACAUUAUGAACCCGUUACACAGCGCUGAGAGCCACGUUUUGGUGCUCUCGGUCACAUCUUUGGAGCUUCUCCCAUCCAAUGCGGACACACAGGUCGGCCGGGAGAUCCAUAUUCCAUUAGUGGUAUAUGGGAACUAUCAGGGUGCCAGUAUUCCUUUCAUAAACUGCUCACUGCUUCCACUGCACAUCAGCAUGGACAGGGGUGGAGUGUUCAGCAUCCAAGAAGACAGAUGUAGAUUUGCUCCUCCAUCAUGUUCCUGCUUGAAGAUACUUGCACAAAACCUCGGCCAUGUUGUACUCACAGUCAGUGUAACAACAGCGGAUGGAGAAUACCACAACAACACCAUCUUCUCAGCAUACAACCCUCUCAAGGCAGUGGAUCCUGUACACACCUCUGUGCUCUCCCUAUAUUCAACCAAGGUCAUGGUCUUUGAAGGUGGUCCAAGACCAUGGCUUCCCGAGCCAAGCAGUUUCUUUAUGUGGCUCACUGCUCAAGACUGGAGUGGUGUUCACAUACAACAAAUCGGAGAUCCUGCUAAGGCAAAGCAGAAAUUGCACACAUAUCAGGUCCAGUGCACUAAACUGGGAGAGCAGGUUUUGACAUUCCAACUUGGAAAUCAUCCUGGAAUACUAAAUCCAAGACCAUCUGUGGACAUGGUAGAGGUGAUGCUUAUCUGUGCUGUUCCUGCACACAUGUCCUUGUAUCCGGUGUACCCUGUGCCGAAUGGAGCUCAGCCAUGUCCUAUCCCAAAGCAUAACCCAGAACUUAUGCCCGUGUCCAUGUUGAGGGACACAAAACUAGAGCUGAUCCUCUAUGACCAGUACAAGAGGAAAUUUGACAACUUCAGCUCACUGGCGAUGGACUGGACAUCUUCCAACGAGACCAUGGCUCUCCUGUCGUAUAGCCAGGGCAUGCAGGAGAUACCAAAGAGUGAUGCUACUGGACAGACAUGGUUACACGGUCAGCAUCUUCUAGAAGUAAAGAACAUAAAAGGCACAGUUUUAAUCAGUGUCACUUGUGCUGGAUACAAGUCCUGGGUUCAGGUCCAAGAUACGUCGCUUCUCAUUAUCACCACGCUGAAACUCUCCCUGGUCGAUGAAGUGUCCAUUCUACCGAAUUACAUCACUGUGUUUGAUCACCCAAAGGUUGAGGAAACUUUGAACUUAGUGGAAGGAUCUGGAUAUUUUCUGGUAAAUAUUAGUGAUCCCAGGAUGGUGACGACCACGUAUGAAGAAGCAGAGAACACAGUGCAGGUGAUCCCCCUGCACCCUGGUACUCUGACACUGGAGGUCCAAGACCUCUGUAUCUUAUCUGCAAGUUAUGCCACUGCUACCAUCCACGUCUCCGACAUCUACGAAUUGGAGAUCAGCUUGGUAGAUAAGGUAGAAGUGGGAAAAUCUGUCGAAGUUUUGGUGAAAGUCUGGGAUUUUUCUCAUAGGCCGUUCCUGAAUAGACAUUUCAACAUAAUGCAAUUGAAUGUCCAGAGCUCCAGCCCCAUCGUCAUUCUCAAAAAACUGCCUGAAAAUGACAAGUUCUCCUGGAGUUACCUCCUUCAUGGCACUGGUGUAGGAGAGACAACCCUGGUGGUGACCGCACACGAUAAAGCCAGGAGGACAAUAACCUCGGCUCCUCAUCCAGUAGAGGUAUUUGCGCCUUUCCGACUGGUACCAGACAAAAUCACAUUAAUUCCUCACAAUAUGAUCCAGGUUACGUCUGAGGGAGGGCCGCAGCCGCAGUCUGUUAUCCAGUUUUCCGUUAGUAAUGACAGCGUGGCCACCAUAAAUGAAGUGGGCCAGGUGACUGGAUUAGCUGUGGGAACCACCAAAAUCAGAGGGACUGUCCAAGCCAUGAGUGAAGAGAUGGGUAGCUCCAUGGUAUCUACUCAGGAUGAAAUAGUGGUUGAGGUCAUUCAUCUGAAAGCGAUCAGGAUCCACAUCCCUGUGACUCGUCUUAUUAUACCAUCUGAGAUGCCUGUAUAUGUGAUGGGAAUCUCCAGCACACAGACUCCAUUUUCCUUUAGUAAUUCAAAGCCUCCUUUGCAAUUCUACUGGUCACUAAAUAAAAGGGAUGUGGUGACCCUGGAGCCCCGUAUGACUGAGGCAUCUGUAGAAUUGCAGCCCGAGCUAAACUUUGCUCAGUUGGUCCGGACUUGGGCCAUUGGUCGGGUAAGCAUUAAAGUGACCGUACGCUCUGUGUCUGGAGGACAGUUUGAGGGUAAUACAGCUGAGCUAGUAGACCAGGUACAAGUUGUGGUUUUACGGGGCCUCUCUCUGUUGACGCCAAAAUGCCCGAUACAGCAGAUCCUUAUGGCUCCAAAUUCUUAUCUCACUGUGACGACAAACAAAGAUGGAGGAGCUUCUGUGAUCUCUUACAUCCUUCAGUCUUUUCCCAACGCUUCGGUGAUUGAAGACGAUGGUCAUGGCCACCUAAGAGCUGGAGGCAUUACGGGAUCCAGUAUCCUUAAGAUCUCAGCUGUGGAACCAUUUGGAAUAACCCAGAACCUUGUCAUUGGUGUCCAGGUGGCUCCUGUCAACUACCUAAGAAUUGAAGUCAAUCCCAAGCUCCAUACUAGAAGCGGUCAUCCUCUGGCAUCUUUUCCUGUCGGUAUAACCUUGGAGCUCAAUGUGCACUUUUACUCUAGCAUUGGGGAAAAAUUUCACACCCAGAAAACACAACUUCGUUUUGCAACAAACAGAGAUGACCUCCUACUAAUCGAACCUGGUAUUAGGAAUUACACCUUCCUGGUAACAACAGUGAUGCAAGGAGAGACACUGCUGAGAGUCUGGGAUGAAGCACAUCCAGGGAUGGCAGAUUUCAUGCCAAUACCUGUAGAAGAUGCCAUAUCGCCAGAGCUCAAGAUGCCCAUUGCCGUUGGAGAAGUCAUUUGUUUAAGUACAGAGCUGGUCAACAGUAACGAUGAGCCAGGGGUCUGGCAGACGUCUCCAGGUCCAUUCCUUCAGGUAGACGGGGUGACAGGUGUGGCUGUAGCUCGCAGUAAAGGGAUCACAAAUGUCUUCUAUAUCAUUACUGGGAUGUUCACGACACACAAGCAGGUGACAAUCGAAUCCUCCGAGUCCCUCAUUAUGAGACUCACAUCUCAAAGUCAUGUCACUAACUUCCCGUCUACACGUCAGUAUACCGCGUUUGUCUCUUUCAGCCGCACAGAGCCUGUUAUAAAAGGUCCAUGCAGCAAAGUGCAGAUAGAGGUGGCGCAGGAAAUGCUGACAUCUGCCAAUCUCCUGAUCUGCUCGGUGCAGUUCAGUAACCAGUCCAUACACAUCCCAGCCACAAAGGUCUUCCAGAUCCGACCAGACUUCAGUGUGGAGACAGGACACUAUACUUGUGAGAUCUCCCUCAGGACACUGACACACAUGGAGAUGCAAGCCCUGAGCACAGCGGACACCCUGGUGGAGUUAAGAGCAUCUCUACUUGGAGGAGUUGGACUUCUUCACGUCCCUUUCCACCCGGCCUUUCAUGUAAACCAGACUGAGCUGCUCUUCAGUAGGCACGAGCUGGACAGCCAUAUCAGGAUCUAUGGGACCAGCAUUGUUCUAAGGAAUGUGGAGAUAGCAUCAAGCUUCCCAGACUUGCUGUUCGGAAUAGACAUAAUUUCAGCAAAGCAGGCCGGACUGUUCCUCAUCUCUGUGUCUGCUCUGGACUUCGAAUCCAUCCGCUUAUCCCCAGUGCCCCUGUUUAUUAACAUCUCGUGUGCUCUGACCGGUCAGGAUAUGGCACUGCCAGUGAAGGCUGUCCUGGAAGACCAGGAGGCUGAGCGCAGGCCUCUCUCUAUACCCGCCAUCUCCAUCUAUGUUAUACUUCUCACUGCGUUUGCCGUAACGGCCAUCACCUGCGUCACACUCAUUGCCUCCAUUUCCCUUACUAAUCUGCAGAAGAUGAAGUUCUUACUGACUAUGUCUCUAUUUCCAGUGUACAAUGCAUUCAUUGACCGCCUGCAGACAACACCCAUCAUUUAUAUGUCAACGUCAAACGGUCUCAGCCCCAUCAGAAGCCCACAGGACACAAGGUCCAGCCCAGUCAGGAGAAGAUCCAACUAUCAUGGCCGACUGUGGAGCUCCGGACACUGA